Molecule: messenger RNA, 2407 nt
Organism: Triticum dicoccoides
Lineage: Eukaryota; Viridiplantae; Streptophyta; Magnoliopsida; Poales; Poaceae
Product: mitochondrial Rho GTPase 1-like
Exons: 14
Coding region: 147-2075 (642 amino acids)
Biological process (GO): mitochondrion organization
Cellular component (GO): mitochondrial outer membrane
Molecular function (GO): GTPase activity; GTP binding; calcium ion binding
Source: RefSeq, a predicted model, not a curated record
AUCGAUCCUUCCGUCGCGUCCACCAUAAGACCGAACCGGCCACCACCCCUCCGGCCCCACCGCCUGACACUCCCACGCCACACAGCCGCGCCCAAAUCCCCCAAAACCCUAGCCCCGAGGAGGAGGAGGCGGAGGCGGCGGCGACCAUGGCUGCCGCAGCGGCGAACCUGGCGGGCCGGCCGGGUGUGCGCGUCGUCGUCAUCGGCGACCCCGGCACCGGCAAGUCCAGCCUCGUCGUCGCCGUCGCCACCGAGCAGUUCCCCGAGAACGUCCCCAAGGUCAUGCCCCACACCCGCCUCCCCGCCGACUACUUCCCCGACCGCGUCCCCAUCACCAUCGUCGACACCUCCUCCAGCCCCGAGCAGAAGCCGAAGCUGAUCGCCGAGUGCCAGGCGGCGGACGCGGUGGUGCUCACCUACGCCUGCGACAGGCUCUCCACGCUCGACCGGCUCAGCUCCUACUGGCUCCCGGAGCUCAGGCGCAUCCAGUUGAAGGCACCUGUCAUCGUGGUUGGGUGUAAGCUGGACCUGAGGGACGACCAGCAGAACAGCCUUGAGCAGACGAUGGCGCCCAUCAUGCAGUCGUUCCGUGAAAUAGAGACCUGCAUCGAGUGCUCCGCGCUUCGCCAGAUCCAGGUGCCUGAGGUCUUCUACUAUGCCCAGAAGGCAGUGCUUCACCCCACAGCUCCUCUAUUCGACCAAGAGGCACAAUCUCUAAAGCCACGCUGUGUGAGGGCUUUGAAGCGGAUAUUCAUUCUAUGUGACCACGACAGGGAUGGAGCUCUCAGUGAUGUGGAGCUCAAUGACUUUCAGGUCAGAUGUUUUAGCGCUCCUCUCCAGCCUACUGAAAUAUCAGGCGUGAAGAGAGUUGUUCAAGAGAAGAUGCCCGAAGGCGUAAAUGAUAGUGGCCUUACAUUGACUGGAUUCCUUUUCCUUCAUGCUCUUUUUAUUGAGAAAGGUCGUUUGGAAACUACAUGGACAGUAUUGAGGAAAUUUGGUUAUGAUAAUGAAAUCAAGCUUAGAGAUGAAUUCAUUCCAACGUCAGUCAAGCGAGCUCCUGAUCAAACGGUGGAAUUGACAAAUGAAGUGAUUGAUUACUUGAAAGGAAUAUUCAACAUGUUUGACAUAGAUAAUGAUGAAGCUUUGCUACCUUCUGAGUUGGAUGAUCUUUUUUCAACUGCACCUGAAAACCCAUGGACUUCUGAUCUAUAUAAAGACUGUGCUGAAAGGAAUGUCUUGGGUGGGCUAUCACUUGAAGGAUUUCUUUCUAAGUGGACUCUUAUGACACUUUUAGAUCCAGCAAAUAGUUUCGCGAACCUUGUAUAUGUCGGCUAUUCGGGUGAUUUUAAUUCAGCAUUCACCAUCACGAGGAAAAGACGAGUGGACCGUAAAAAGCAGCAGACUCAAAGAAAUGUGUUCCAGUGCUAUGUUUUUGGUCCCAAAGGUUCCGGAAAGACUGCAUUGCUACAAUCAUUCCUUGGAAGGCAACCUUCUGAUGCUCUGCCAACUAACAGCGACCGGUUUGCGGCAAAUACUGUUGAACUAUCUGAUGGGAAUAGAAAAACACUUGUGCUGCGAGAGAUUCCUGAAGGUGAUGUCAGAUCAUUGCUAAACAACAAGGAAUCCUUGGCACCCUGUGAUGCGGCAGUCUUUGUUUACGAUAGCUGUGAUGAAUUUUCUUGGCAAAGAGCAAGAGAUUUGCUUGUGCAAGUGGCUUCACAUGGAGAAAACACAGGCUAUGAAGUCCCUUGUCUGAUAGUUGCUGCUAAGGACGAUCUUGAUCAAUCUCCAGUGGCUCUACAGGAAUCAACCAGAGUGAGCCAAGACAUGGGAAUUGAAACACCAAUUCCCAUCAGCGUGAAGUUGAAAGACUUGAACAACAUUUUCUGCAGAAUAGUUCAUGCGGCACAGCGGCCCCAUUUGAGCAUUCCAGAGACUGAAGCUGGUAAAACACGCAGGCAAUACCGUCAACUUCUCAACCGUUCCCUCAUGGUUGUUUCAGUUGGAGCUGCUAUAGGUGUUGUGGGGGUAGCCGCGUACAGGGUUUAUGCGGCUAGGAGGAACUCGUCGUCGUGAAGCCCCCCUCCCUCCGGUGCAGUCGGGAAAUAACGUGCAACAGGCAGGUUCAUCGUCGAUGAAGUGGAUCGUCUAGCUUGAUGUUUAUGUACAGUUGCGUCAUCAAAGAUAACUUGUACUACUGCGUGUUUGAGUUUCGGAUGGUAUAAUGUACGACAGUCAUCAGGCAACGUUAGAUUCUUUAGCUGAUAAGACUGUCAUGACUUGAUUUGCUCUGUUAGAAUUUCACCUCUGUCCUAAACUUUUGUCCACAUUUUCCUUUUGAUUUCCUCUGAACAUUUUAUAUGUUUAUUUAUUUUGGCGUUGGGGAUGCAGUUGGAACCUUUUUGCUU